AUGGCUGAGAGCAGUGACCAUUCUGGUGGUGGCAACUCACAGUCUCAAGUGAUUCAGGUUCCUGAACCUCAACCACACCCAGUCAUGGAGCAAUUACCUGAUGUUGAGUAUUGCAUUAACAGUCCUCCUCCUUGGCCACAUGCACUGCUAUUGGGAUUCCAGCAUUAUAUUCUGACUCUUGGCAUGACCGUUCUGAUUCCAACUACGAUUGUUCCUGAAAUGGGUGGAGGCCAUGCUGAGAAGGCCAAGGUGAUACAGAAUCUAUUGUUUGUUUCUGGAUUAAGCACACUUUUGCAAACUUGGUUCGGAACACGAUUGCCAACUGUAGUUGUUGGUUCAUACAGUUACAUAAUACCCGCAAUGUCAAUUAUCCAUGCCAAGAGAUACACUAAAUAUACAGAUCCUUAUGAGAGGUUCACUCACACAAUUAGAGGAAUACAAGGCGCCUUGAUCAUAAGUUCAAUUUUCCAUGUGUGUAUGGGAUUCUUGGGCAUUUGGAGGUUUGCUGUCAGGUUCCUAAGCCCACUUUCUGUAGUCCCUUUUGUAACUUUCACUGGACUCGGUCUCUAUCAUCUUGGAUUCCCAAUGCUGGCAAACUGUGUUGAAGUGGGGCUUCCAGCACUGAUUGUUAUGGUUUUCAUCUCACAGUAUCUUAAUCGUUUUAUUAGCACCAAGAGGCUUAUUUAUGAGCGAUAUGGGCUGUUGUUUUCCAUCGCAAGUGCAUGGUUACUUGCACAGCUUCUGACUUCAAGCACUGCAUAUAACAACAAGCCAGAAAGUACUCAGAAUAGUUGCCGCACUGAUCGUUCUGGUCUUAUUAGUGCUUCUGAAUGGUUUCAUAUCCCUUUUAUUCCAUUCCCAUGGGGGUUUCCUACCUUCAACUUCGGAGAAGCUCUUGCUAUGAUAGCCGCUUCUUUUGUUACUCUAUUUGAGUCUACUGGUACAUUUUUUGCUGCGGCAAGAUAUGGAAGUGGAACACCCGUGCCACCACAUAUUAUCUGCCGCGGAACUGGCUGGGUGGGAGUAGCUUCUAUGGUCAAUGGCUUUCUUGGUUCUGUAACUGGAUGUACGGCAUCAGUGGAGAAUGCUGGAUUAUUGGCAUUGACAAAAGUGGGAAGCCGAAGAGUCAUCCAAAUAUCAGCCGGCUUUAUGGUUUUUUUCUCUAUAGCUGGAAAAUUUGGAGCAGUUUUGGCUUCUAUACCUUUGCCAAUCAUGGCAGCAAUGAACUGUUUAUUCUUUGGCUAUGUCUCUUCUGCAGGUCUUGAUUUUCUCCAGUUCUGUAACCUCAACAGUUUCAGAAUCAAAUUCGUGUUGGGCCUGUCAUUCUUCCUUGGCAUCUCCAUACCACAGUAUUUCGUAGAAUAUUUUUAUGUAAAGCAUCAUCACGGAUGGUUCAACGAUAUCCUUAACGUGUUCUUCAUGUCGCAUACGACGGUGGCUGUGUUGGUUGCGUUCAUUUUGGACAUCACACUCUCACGUGAUGAUGAUGAAGUCCGUAAGGACAUUGGUUUGCAAUGGUGGGAGAAGUUCCGUGUAUAUAGUGCUGAUGGUCGGAAUGCUGAUUUCUAUAAGUUACCUUGCAGACUCAAUGAGUUCUUCCCCGCCCUUUAAGCAGCUUCUUUUGUUAUAUUAUAGAUGUUCAUUUUUUAACCCUUUAAGCCAAUUCAUCACCUUUUUUUUUAUCUCAAAACAAUUUAUAUGUAAUUUCCCAUACCAUUAUU
Glycine soja is the source of this 1721-nucleotide messenger RNA. RefSeq names its product putative nucleobase-ascorbate transporter 10. Gene Ontology annotation, biological process: transmembrane transport. Lineage: Eukaryota; Viridiplantae; Streptophyta; Magnoliopsida; Fabales; Fabaceae. The transcript has 14 exons. The record is from RefSeq and is a predicted model, not a curated record. Gene Ontology annotation, cellular component: membrane. Gene Ontology annotation, molecular function: transmembrane transporter activity. Bases 1 to 1611 code for a protein of 536 amino acids.